This is a messenger RNA of Thunnus maccoyii (southern bluefin tuna), 3338 nucleotides long. RefSeq names its product protein tyrosine phosphatase type IVA 2-like. NCBI's taxonomy places the organism in Eukaryota, Metazoa, Chordata, Actinopteri, Scombriformes, Scombridae. Gene Ontology annotation, biological process: protein dephosphorylation. Gene Ontology annotation, molecular function: protein tyrosine phosphatase activity. The transcript has 8 exons. Bases 1117 to 1623 code for a protein of 168 amino acids. The record is from RefSeq and is a predicted model, not a curated record. Gene Ontology annotation, cellular component: nucleus.
CGCUGCUAUCCUCACUGUCAUUCGGCUGAAAACUGGUGACUGCCUAAAGCCUGGAAGUGUUAGCUUGCCAUUUAUCCACGGUUGUUGACCUGGUUUUUCGUGACCUGGCUGACGGAGCCUCUAAUGACUUAAGGCGCCGUUUAUUAGUCUAGUGAGGUUUUCGAUCUUACACUGGCAGGUUAGCAGCAAGCUAGCGGGCCGUUGUCAGCCAGGACCCAGAAAAGCAGCAUCAUCAUCAAUGGUGUGUCUACAUCCCGGAGCCGUCACAUUUUCCUGUGUCCGCUCAAUGAACCAUCUCCUCAGCUCACAUCACAGCUGCACAUGUAUGGCGUUUGCGAGGCUUGGAGGGGAGUUUUGCCAAGCCCAGCACCUGCUGCUUAUUGUGGACAAGUGAACAGGAGACACCAGCUAGGCGCAAACACUGCCAUUCACACACACAGGUCCUUACUGCCAUCCUGUUCAACCCAUAUGAAGACAAGCCAAUCUUCAGUCUGUCACCUGUCCUGGGGAGUAGGGGAGGAUUUGGUUUUAUCCCAGGAGUCUCUGCUUCCUCUCUGCUCUUCCCCUUUCCUGCUUUUCCUUUCUUCUUCUACUCUGACUUGCACAAGUCUUCUCUGAAUGGGCUAACAGAUUUGAAAGAAAAGAAGUACAGAUAUUUUUUUUCUGUCUUCAUUUUUUUUCCUUCUUCAGGACUUUGGGUGUAUUCUUUCCAGUCUCCUUGACCCCCAAUCUGCUACAUUUUCGUUGUUUUUUUAACCAAGCCAAUUUUAGUUUUUUCUUAAUUGCCAAGAAAAGAUUUUUUUCCCCCCAGUUUCUUCCCCAAGGAAUUUGUUUUGUCUUUUUUUAGUCAGACUACUUUUGUGUCACCAGAGUAAUAUACUUUUACAUUCUUUGCCCAUAUAUGAUACUGAUGCAUUAGUUAGUAGUUUUCAAUUUUAUAACCUAACAUAUUUAUCUUUUUGUGAAAACAUUUUUUUUUUUGCUUUUUUUAGUUCAAACAAUCAGAGAACCUUUACUUUGACAUAUUUGAAGAUCUUGUCUGUUACUCCAUUCUUUGAAGCACAGUACCUUCGCUGAUCCUUCUUUCUUUCUUAACAAACUCUUGUGGGUCUAAAAAUGAACCGACCAGCUCCAGUGGAGAUCUCUUAUGACUGUCUGAGAUUCCUCAUCACGCACAACCCUACCAAUGCACAACUGGGAAGGUUCAUAGAGGAUCUGAAGGCAUUUGGUGUUAACACCCUGGUGAGAGUGUGUGCUGCUACGUAUGACAAGACACCAGUGGAACAAGAAGGCAUACAAGUCCUGGAUUGGCCGUUCGACGACGGCUCCGCACCCCCAGAUCAGGUGGUUGACGAUUGGCUGAACCUGCUGCAGACAAAGUUUAGAGACGAGCCUGGCUGCUGUGUGGCUGUGCACUGUGUUGCUGGAUUAGGACGAGCUCCUGUGUUGGUGGCCCUGGCUCUGAUUGAGUGUGGGAUGGAGUAUGAAGAUGCUGUUCACUUCAUAAGACUGAAGCGGCGCGGAGCGUUCAACUCCAAGCAGCUGCUUUACCUGGAAAACUACAAACCGAAGCUUUGUUUGCGCUCCAAAGAUGCAAACGGACAGAGCUGCUCCAUACAGUAGGAAUCAACAAGCACCCUCACAUCUUCACCGCAACUUCAUAGGAGACUUUUCAUCUUUUGAUUUUUAAAUGAAACGCUGAUGUGCAGGUAAAUAAUUUUGAUAAAAUGAAAGCUCAUAAAAUCUAUUUAAAGCACUUAAUGUUAUUCUAGAAAUUGGACACCGUAACACAUUUCUGAAAAUCUGAAAACACAGCUUGUGAGUAGGUUUCACUGUGGAUUGAUCUGUAACAUGGUGGUGUUAAUUUCUGAUUCCGCAUCCAAAACGAUCCUAAACAAGUGUCGGUGUUAGAGGGUUUUCUUCAGCUCCGUGUUCUAUAACCUCACAUUGUCUUUUCAUUGAUAUGUAGCAAAAAUACACACACACACACACACGUUAAAGGGAAACCCCCACAGUCAGACCAAAUUAAUUUAAUGUCACAAUCACUGUGAAAUCAAGCUUGUUUAGCUGUAAAAGUUAAAACUAUUUAUUCCAAAGGUUAUUUUCUCAAUUUACUGUCACAGGUGCAACUGCAAAAAACGUCAGCAGCUUUGUUCUGAUUUGCAGUUUUGACAUUGGGAUCAGACAUAAUAAAAUCUAUGUUUAGGGUAGAUUUCAAAUUCUUUUGUUUUGCCAACAGUUGAUCAUUCCUGUGAUGUUAAACCGGUCUGCAGCUUGAUAUUUGUUGUUAGCUACAACACUAGAAAUGCUGAACACAUAGUUGGUGGUUUCUCCUCACUGACCAAAUCAAUGUCCUGCAGCCAGAGUGUGGUGCAGAUUAUAAACAACUCAGACAAUAUUUUAAAAAAUGUGUUUUAAGAAAUAAUAAAAAAAACAAAUGUACUCAGUUUGAUGCAAAUGUGAAAUAUGCUUUAUACCACAGUCUACCUACCUGCUGUUUGUUCCUAGCCAGAGUCAAAGGUACACAGUCUUGCUUCUCUAGAACAAACUCGUGUUGGCUGUCAAUGUUUCACACUGUCCUUCCUUCAUAAUGUCACAAAGGCAAGAAGGCCAACAUGUUUAAGAUCAGUUGGUGAAUGUAUUCAUGAAGGAACACUUGAAUAUUUUUGCUAGAUUGUCCUAUUAGCUGUUAAAGGUUAAGAAUCACAAGCAAAAUAAUCAGUAUGUCUUUAGUUUAUCGGUCCCGAUGCUUCCAUAGACUCUAUUUCAGACUACAUAAUGUUGAGCUAUAAUCAACAUAUUGUGUUUGAGUGAUAGCAUACACUAAUGUAUGUGAUAUCAGUCUUUCUGCUGAAGAAGCCGUGUGGUAAUCUGCGCUGUAAGAGUCCAGAUUGUGCUGCUGAACGAUGGUCGGCUCAAUGCAAACACAUGAGCGCGCUAUUAAAGAUGGUAAAAAUACAAACAUGUAAAUCAUUUUUGAUGACCAAGUCGUCCUGACUGAAAUGUAAAAUAACUAAUGGGACAAUAUACCAAAUAUUAUCUGUGUUCCUAUUACAGCAGCAUCAAUGGAUCAGGACUGUGGAGCCAACAUACCACAGUUCUGUUCAAUCUCUGGCUCUGUACCUACUAGCUAGCUGUCUGGUCAGCCGCCGUGUUUGUAAGAUGCUGUUGGUCUUUGUGAUGUUAUUUUUCUGUAUUAUUUCCCCCUCCUGUAUCCUUUAUCUAUUUGUUGUUCUUAUUUAUUUAUUGAUUCCACUGUGUUUCUUUGUGAGAUGUCUGUCUGCUGGGGAGAAAAGUUAUUAGUGUCUUCUUGAAAAUUAAAGUGUUUAGUACUGUAA